Molecule: messenger RNA, 3422 nt
Organism: Aricia agestis (brown argus)
Lineage: Eukaryota; Metazoa; Arthropoda; Insecta; Lepidoptera; Lycaenidae
Gene: AMPKalpha
Product: 5'-AMP-activated protein kinase catalytic subunit alpha-2
Exons: 7
Coding region: 188-1762 (524 amino acids)
Biological process (GO): protein phosphorylation; intracellular signal transduction
Cellular component (GO): cytoplasm
Molecular function (GO): protein serine/threonine kinase activity; ATP binding
Source: RefSeq, a predicted model, not a curated record
UGUAUUUGUUAUUUCGUAAUACCUAUUAUUAUAUUUGAAGUUUUUGUGAAGCCAGUGGAAGAUUAUUAAUAUUAACAACAGAUGAGUUAAAAAUGUAGAUUAAAUAUAACGAAGAUAUCUUUAAAAGUGGGAAUAUACACAUGUCUACGCAACAACCUUAGCACAAGAUUUUAUAAAUUUCUCAAAAAUGUCGGAUAAGCCAGUAGUAGCUAGUGCUAACCAGCCAAUAGUUAAAAUAGGGCACUAUACACUUGGCGAUACUCUCGGUGUCGGCACAUUUGGUAAAGUAAAAAUAGGGGAACAUCAACUUACCAAACACAAGGUCGCAGUAAAAAUCCUUAACAGACAAAAGAUUAAAUCAUUAGAUGUAGUCGGCAAAAUCAGACGUGAGAUUCAGAAUCUCAAACUUUUUAGACAUCCACAUAUUAUUAAACUGUACCAGGUGAUAUCAACUCCAACUGAUAUUUUUAUGAUUAUGGAAUAUGUGUCUGGUGGAGAAUUAUUUGAUUACAUAGUCAAAAAGGGGAAACUACAGGAGCACGAAGCGAGAAGAUUUUUUCAACAAAUAAUAUCAGGUGUGGACUACUGCCAUCGUCAUAUGAUAGUUCAUAGAGAUCUGAAACCUGAAAAUUUACUACUGGACCACAACAUGCAUGUAAAGAUUGCUGAUUUUGGUCUUUCUAACAUGAUGAUGGAUGGUGAAUUUUUAAGGACAUCCUGUGGAUCACCAAAUUAUGCAGCACCAGAGGUAAUAUCUGGGAAACUCUACGCUGGUCCUGAAGUUGAUAUUUGGUCCUGUGGAGUUAUUCUUUAUGCACUUCUAUGUGGCACAUUGCCAUUUGAUGAUGAACAUGUACCAACAUUGUUCAGGAAGAUAAAGUCUGGUAUAUUCCCUAUACCUGAAUAUUUAAACAAAUCGGUUGUGAGCCUCCUCUGCAGCAUGUUACAAGUCGACCCAAUGAAGAGAGCCUCUAUUGAUGACAUUAAGAAACAUGAGUGGUUCCAAAAGAAUCUUCCUGAGUACUUAUUCCCUUCUCCUGUGGAACAGGACAGCAGUGUCAUAGACACAGAGGCUAUAUCGGAGGUGUGCGAUAAGUUUGGUGUCCGCGAGCAUGAGGUACACAAUGCUCUUCUGAGUGGUGAUCCCCAUGACCAACUAGCUAUUGCUUACCACCUUAUAAUAGACAACAAGCGCAUUGCUGAUGAAGCUGCCAAAGCAGAGAUAAAGGAAUUCUAUAUAGCUAACGCGGCGGCAGGCGGCGCCCCCGGCACGAGCGCAGACGUGGCGCGGCCGCACCCGGAGCGCAUCGCGCCGCUGCGGGACAAGAGCUCGCCGGCCCCGCACGCGCCGCCCCCUGCGCCUGACAACAAGCGCGGCACGCCUGUCAAGCGUGCUAAAUGGCAUUUGGGUAUCAGAUCGCAAAGUAAGCCCAACGACAUCAUGUUGGAAGUAUUCCGCGCAAUGAAGGCGUUAGAUUACGAGUGGAAAGUCAUCAAUCCUUACCACGUCAGGGUGCGCACUCUCAACAAAAUGACAGACAAGCACGUGAAGAUGUCGCUCCAACUGUACCAAGUGGAUUACAAGUCCUAUCUGCUUGAUUUCAAAUCGCUGUCGGGCGAAAAAGAGGAGGCUGAUGAAGAAAUCGUCCCAGGGCUGACACCACUGCCGCUGCCGUCCCCGGCCACGCCCACCGCGCAGGGUCAUCACACUAUGGAGUUUUUCGAAAUGUGUGCAGCCCUAAUAAUCCAGCUCGCACGAUAGUGUGCCUUUAAUUAUUAUUUUCUAAUUACGAUACAUGCUUUUACGGCCCUAUUUAUGUUUAAUGAUCACUUAAGUAACUGAAUGAAGACUAUAAAGACAGAAAAUCCAAAUAAUGUUUUUUCAUAAACUUCGCAAGGUAAAUCCUUAAGUGGUUGUUAAAUUAGUUUGAGUGCAGCCGUAAGUAAAGUUUACUUACAUAAAUUCUUAUAAAAUAUCUUGUCAGAAUAAUCGUAAAUGUUAAAAAACAUAUUCAGUUUAAGUUAAACACUUUCAGGAGAUUAAAUUUCUUAACAGUGUCAUGUAAUUAGUUAUUAGAAACCAAAGAUAUAAAACAGCUAAACAUCAAUAUAUUUUUUUAGAACUGUCAACAAAACUGUCUUUAAAAGUUAUAUAAUCCAUGCCGCUUUAAAAUAUUAUAGUCUUAUAGUAAAAUAAAUCCAUCUAAUGGUAAAUUAAAUAGUAGCUUAGUAGAUAAUAGAUAUUAAAGUGAUAGCUAAUGCAAUAAAUUAUUAAAAGUAUUUAAUUUUGAUUUAUAUUAAAGGAAAAAAAUAUAUUACUUAAAUAAUGUUUAGUAGAUUAGUAGGUAUUGUAUUGGUAUGUUUCAACUUUCAUUUAUUAUGGUUUUUGGUAAAAAUGGUUCAUGAUAAAUGAACUUUUAGCCAAAUAUUGUUUUUUAUAACACUUAUUGAACUUGGCAUGUGAUUAUUGUUUAGUACGUAACUUGAACAAUAUCACACGUCAAGUUCAAUACGUUUUAUUAUGUUUGGUGUAAGUGACUAAAAAUAAAUUAACAAUAAUAAUGUGUUGUAAAGAAAUUGUAACUAUACCUAAAAUUUAAAAAUGGACUAGGCAUUAGCCGCGUACUGACCAAGCGAGCCGCCUCGCGAGGCAGCCUCGGACAUUUGCCGCGCGAGGCGGUUUCGGUCUGUAUUUUUCUAAUCCGAAGCUGCCUCGCGCGGCAAGGCCGAGCCAUCGUAAGACCGAGCCAGCAUCGACGCUCAGUUUAACUUGAAGUCGAAUAGAGACCACGCGUGCGUAUAGUUUGCCCGAGACCACAAUGAGGCCGCACAUUCGGAAAGCUGUCGCCACCACUGCCUUUUUAAUAAUUAUUCAGCUAUUGGAAGGUUCAUUUCCUGGCUUAAUUUUCUCUAUGCAUCUCCCCUUAGUCCCUUAUUUAUGUAAUCAGGACAUUGCUCAUUCCAAAGUCGUCGAUAUUCACCAUAUAUGUAGUUGAAUUAAUUUAAGACACUGUUCUUCAUCCAUGAUGCAUAAGUCCUAACACGCUACGAAUAAGCGAGGCAAAACACUCCCGUCUUGAGUGAGCGCGGCAAAGUUACCGAGGCGCCUUUGAGCAUCGACAAAAACCGACAACGCUCGGCUUGGGGCGAGGCACGCUUGGGCGAGGCAACGCAUGCGUUUGCCUCGGGCGAGCCACGUCCUGACCGACCGAGCAACUGACUCGCGAGGCGGCUCGCUCGGUCAGUACGCGGCUAUUCACUAUCUCAACUUGUAAAAUAUUGCUUUCAAGCUAAGAACUUUUAACACUUAACUCUUAAGUGCUUAUCUGAUAGCUAUUUCGAUUUGAAAGUGCCUUUUAGGGUGAUAUUAUUUUGGUUACAAGUUGGUAAUGUACAGUUGCAAUCAAUAAAAUAUUCUCAAA